This is a messenger RNA of Sorghum bicolor (sorghum), 1876 nucleotides long. RefSeq names its product mitochondrial metalloendopeptidase OMA1. The record is from RefSeq and is a predicted model, not a curated record. Bases 148 to 1488 code for a protein of 446 amino acids. The transcript has 3 exons. Gene Ontology annotation, molecular function: metalloendopeptidase activity. Gene Ontology annotation, cellular component: membrane. Lineage: Eukaryota; Viridiplantae; Streptophyta; Magnoliopsida; Poales; Poaceae.
CAGGCGACACGAUCACACGAGUCGCUCGGCGGCGCGAGGGGCGCCGCCAUCUGGCAGCUUCUUCCAACAAUUCCAGCGCUCCGGCCGUAGCGAUCGAACGCCGCCCCAGAAAAAAUCCCCUCAAAAAAGGGGAAAAUAACACACAACAUGAACUGCUUGAAGAACUCGCGCUCCGUCCUCUCGCGACUCCUCUGCCACAGGCCCCACGUAGCCGUGCCGCCGACGCCGGCGCCGCAGUCACCGGCCUCGCGUUACUACUACUACUACGCCUCCCGCGUCCUCCGCAACAAGCCAGCCGUCUCCCGACCGGCUCCGCCACCGCUGCCGCCGCCGCAGUUGCCGAGACCUAGGCACUACUACACAUCCCCGCGGCGGCAGGAGGUCAUCCACUUCAGCCGCCGCCGCGGCGGGUCCCGGUGGUACCACGACCAGCGGAAGCUCACGGCGGCGGUCCUCGUCACCGGGGGCGUGGCGGUCGUCUUCUACUUCGGCCAUCUGGAGACCGUGCCCUACACCAACCGCUCCCACCUCGUCGUCCUCUCGCCGAGGCUCGAGCGCCAGCUCGGCGAGACCCAGUUCGCCCAGCUCAAGAAGGAGUUCGGCCCCAAGAUCCUGCCCCCGCUCCACCCUGACAGCAUCCGCGUCCGCCUCAUCGCCUCGGAGAUCGUCCGCGCCGUCCACCGUGGCGUCUCCGGCCACCAGCGCUACGGCGCUGCCUACGGAGAGGAUGCCUCAUAUGGGUAUGGCGGCAUCGCCGACGACCUCACCAUCAAGAACCGCGACGCCGACGCUACUGCAGCGAUGUUUGGUGCUUCCCCUGACAAGAACGCGAGCGCUGCCGCGGCCGCUCAGCGAGACGACGAGGUUCUGGAUGACAGGUGGGUGACCGAGAGCCGGAGCCGUGGUAAGGCACGCGGGGCGCAGCCGCAGACGGGUCACCUGGAUGGGCUUAAUUGGGAGGUGAUUGUUGUCAAAGAUGACAUCGUCAAUGCAUUUUGCCUGCCCGGUGGCAAGAUUGUAAUCUUCACUGGAUUGCUUGACAAAUUCAGGGCCGAUGCUGAGGUUGCCACUGUGCUUGGGCAUGAGGUUGGGCAUGCUAUUGCAAGGCACGCCGCUGAGCAGAUCACUAAGAACCUCUGGGUGGCAAUCCUGCAGAUUGUCAUCCUGCAGUUUAUUUACAUGCCAGACUUGAUAAAUACAGUGUCAACACUCCUCCUCAGGCUACCCUUCUCACGAAGAAUGGAGAUAGAGGCUGACCACAUUGGGCUCCUGCUGCUCGCUGCUGCUGGUUACGAUCCGCGUGUUGCCCCAUCGAUCUAUGAGAAACUAGGAAAGAUCGGAGGAGAUUCAGCAUUGAAUAACUACCUCUCGACUCAUCCGUCCAGCAAGAAGAGAGCGCAGCUUCUGUCGCGAGCCAGUGUCAUGAACGAGGCACUGGAACUGUACAGGGAGGUUAGUGCCGGCCAAGGCACUGAAGGUUUCCUCUAGAUUCUCGUAAUUGCUCCUCUGCUUGUUUCAAACGCCUCACAAAGCUGCACUAGUGACGACCUGUGCAUUGGGCGUUCUCAGUGGUUCAGAUUCCUGGAAGAUUAGACUGUACUCUUGCUCCUCGUAAUUUCCAGUCGUUGUGAGGCCGAACGGGCCCUCGUCGUUCCCCAAGCAGAAGCGUAGCUGCUUUUCAUUUGUGAUUAGGAGAAAUAAAUAAAGCAGUCCAUAUUGUUAAUAAUUGUUAGUUGACAGCCGCUUCUGUUUCCAGUGUGGUUUUGGUCCGUUCAUGCUGAUGGGGCGAUGGCUGAACCGGGAAAUGAUUGGUUUUCAGCAAAGGAUCAUCACACAUCGUUCUCUUGGUUUCUGGAUGUGCCUAUGUACUUGUGUA